Messenger RNA from Cuscuta campestris, 845 nucleotides. The record is from the annotation of a GenBank genome assembly. Lineage: Eukaryota; Viridiplantae; Streptophyta; Magnoliopsida; Solanales; Convolvulaceae.
CGUGCUACAGUGCACCCACCCCUGCCUCCAUUGCUGCCUCCCUAUUUAAGAUGUUUUUUUACUUUUUCUUUUUUUUCAUUCCUCCCUCCGGCUCUGCUCUUCUACGCCAGUCAGCCGCGCACGACCUCCUCUCCCUUCCGCGUUCUCCUUCAUACAAGGAAGAUCAGAUCGAUUCUUCAUCGAUCGGACACACAAAUUGCAAAUUGGAGUGGCGACCCAGCCUCUUCCUUCGCGGCCGACCAGCCACCACCACCGCCGCACCCACCCUCAGGGUAUUUGGUGAUUAUGGAUUUACAAACAUGUAUUGUUACACAUGUUGAGAAUGAUCAACCACAUGAUUUUGGUGGUGAAGAAGAAGACCUGGUUUUAUAUGAGUUGCAGCCCAGUUUACCUGUUCGGAGGGGUGAGGCUGCCGGCGCUGGAGCUAAAGGGCUGGGCCUGCCGGCGCUGGAGCUGGAGGGGUGGACUGGCGAGGGGUAGGGUUGCCGGCGCUGCUAUGCUCUCGAUGGAGAAGAAGGAGGUGCAAUUGGAGUUGUUCGAAAUCUAUUGCUUGUGGAGGUUGAAGCUGGAGAAGGGAGAUUUGGGAAUUUUGGGGAAGAAGGUGGGUUGGGAAUUUUGGGGAAGAAGGCGGGUUGGGAAUUUUGAGGAAGAAGGUGGGAGACGAAAAGACAAAAAAGAAAAUUGAAAAAAAAAUUAAAUUUAAUGGGUGGCAUGCUUGGAGGCACAAGUGAUGCCUUUUUAGCAUUCUCCAAUCUUAAAACUAGAAGAUCUCAUGUGUGACAAAACUAUUGAAAAAGUGACUACAAAGUGAAAAAGGUAACAACCACUAAAAAGGUAACUACCUA